Molecule: messenger RNA, 1983 nt
Organism: Sander lucioperca (pikeperch)
Lineage: Eukaryota; Metazoa; Chordata; Actinopteri; Perciformes; Percidae
Gene: eaf2
Product: ELL associated factor 2
Exons: 6
Coding region: 123-914 (263 amino acids)
Biological process (GO): regulation of transcription elongation by RNA polymerase II; positive regulation of DNA-templated transcription
Cellular component (GO): super elongation complex
Molecular function (GO): transcription elongation factor activity
Source: RefSeq, a predicted model, not a curated record
AAUCAUAACGAAGAGGAGGCGGGACUUAGCGGUACCAAUGAGGUGUCCAGGACUCUGCCUUACAUGGUUAUCGGAUAAAAAAGAACAGAAGAAAGUUUACAGCUCAUGAAACUAUCAUCAGAAUGAAUGGGACGGCUUAUUCCAACUUUGACAAGCAAGAACAUGUCUUGAAAUUAGGAGAGACGUUUGAGAAACAUCCUAAAAGUGGCUACCAUACAGUGCGAUAUGACUUCAAGCCAGCCUCCAUUGAUACAACAUGUGAAGGGGAGCUUGAAGUGGGCAAAGGAGAGCAAGUCACUAUUACCUUACCCAAUUUAGAGGGUUCAAGUGCUCCAGUAACAGUCUUCAAGGGGUCAAAGAGGCCAUACAUGAAAGAGUGCAUCCUCAUUGUGAACCAUGACACAGGGGAGUACAGAUUGGAAAAACUCAACAGCAAUAUAGCUGUGAAGAAGACCAGGGCUGAGGGCAGCAGUAAGAUCCAUUCUCGCCUGGAGCAACAGACCAGUCGCCUGAGCCAGCAACAGCAAGUGAAGAGUAACAACAGCAGCAGUAGCAAGACCUCAGCCAGCUCCAAGAAUUCUCCUCCCAAAGAUAAGACAUCCCCAGCAUCUCCCAUGGACGACAUCGAGAGAGAGUUGAUGGCGGAGGCUCAGGUCAUGGACCAGCUGAGCAGCGGUGACAGCUCCUCAGAUUCCAACAGCUCCUCGUCCUCCAGCAGUGAUGACAGCUCCAGCAGCAGUGACUCUGAAGAUGAACGAACUUCUGCGCCACCCACAGCCCCAGCCAACCACAGCAUGCCUAUCCUCACCACCAGUGCCAACACCAACAGUCGCAACCAGGAGAGUGGAGGAGGACUCAUGAACACACUCAAGAAUGACCUCCAGUUGAGUGAAUCAGGCAGUGAAAGUGACUGAACACAGGGACGUCUGUGGACAUCAGGAGGAUUUUCAGUGAAGAACCGGCUACAGACCUGUCAGUGUCUUGCUUCCUUUAAUGUGGAAACUGUCAUGUCUGACAGUACAUAUUCACAAUUCUGCUAGCUAAAUAUAAUUAGUUGCUUCGCCAACAAACUUCAAAUUUUAUGUCACAUUUAUGGCUUCAUGAUCUUUUUUGUUGUUGUUGUGUGGAUACUGUAUGUUAAAGAGAUAUCUUAGUUCAGAGUGACGUGAUAUAGUUGGUGUAAGAGAAGCAGUAAAUUAUAACAAACUAUCCGUAAUGUUUCGUCUCACUGGAUGCACAUCUGUGGUUAAACUGACCAAGCAUAUCAAAGGCAGAAUGAUGAGUGUUAAUGUGGAUGUUUCUGCACACCAAUCAGUUAUCUUAAACCACCACUGGAGUUUCUGCAUUUCAGCUUAGCAAUAUUAGGAAUUUUGCUGUGCCUUAGGUCAGAUGUCGGUUAAUAGCUUUAGUUCAGCUACAUUAGUUUCUGAUUGGAGACAUUAAUCUGUUUCAACAGAUUUUAGGAUGAGCCACACUCAUAUGACUUAUAGUUAUUUUAAAGUUAGCUGUAGAGCCUUUUGCUUUAGAUUACUGAAACCCAGCUGCAGGACAACUAAAUAUUUUCAUUUAAAGAUGCAUCAAUUACAAUUAAAAUGUUGGCAGUGCUUUGGGGGCAAUGGAACAAGCUUAAAACAUAACAUUGAUGUAUUCUCUCCUUAGAAAGUUGUAGCAAAGGGGUAGCAAACAGUUGCUUAUUUAGACACCCAGCAGUCACAGAUCAACAUUAGCAUUUAUUUGUAGUUGUGUUUCUUGCAAACUGAAGAAUGGAAGUCGAAUAUUCACUCUCCUUUUAGCUCUAUAAAAUAAUCUGGCUCUUUAGCUGCUAGAUGCUCCACUAUGUCCACCAGCUAGUUGCUAACUCUGUCUCUGUCUGCUGUUUGACACUGGGUGGGUAGUGUACAGUUUUAUCAAAGUGUUUUGGCAGAUAACGGCUGCCUGCUGUGACUGGAAACUGGGUGGAUGAGAGAGGAGGUGUUGGCCAGA